Molecule: messenger RNA, 2714 nt
Organism: Varroa destructor (honeybee mite)
Lineage: Eukaryota; Metazoa; Arthropoda; Arachnida; Mesostigmata; Varroidae
Product: mitochondrial translation release factor in rescue
Biological process (GO): translational termination
Cellular component (GO): mitochondrion
Molecular function (GO): translation release factor activity
Source: RefSeq, a predicted model, not a curated record
CGCGUAUAAACGGCUCAUUUAGAACUACCAACCUUAAUCUGCGAACUGUCUCUGUUAAUCAAGCGAUUUAGUCGCGCAUAGUCACAAUUAUGGGCACGACUAUUCGCGCGCUCUUAUCUCUUCUACCGCUAAACCAAAGCCCUGCUGGCCUAUGGACAAAGAGCCUGUCUUACCGAACAAAAGUUACUAUCGAUAAGUCUCGGGUUCCAGUGCUGAAUGAAGAUGAGUUAGAGGAACAGUUCGUCAAGGGGACGGGUCCUGGAGGACAAAGUGUAAACAAAUCAGUCAAUUGCGUAGUUCUCUGCCAUGUGCCUACACAUACCAUCGUACGCUGCCACCAAUCACGGCUGCUCCAUGAGAAUCGAAAAUACGCCCGUAAGAUGCUUGUAGAAAAGCUCGACGACCUAUGGAACGGCGAAAUGUCUGUGCGGAGACAGAAAGAAAGAAUUGAAAAAAAUAAAAAAAUCAAAAUGGAGGCAAAAAAUCGUAAGAACCGAGAAAAGAAGAAACUCGCCAAGGCUCUGGCGGAGCUGGCCGUGAAAGAAGGCACUUUGUCUUCUGAGGAACAUGCACGCGGCCAGAGUGCGCAGCGCGGCGAUUAUGAGGAAUACGGUCAUAAUCCAUGGGAAAGAAAACCACAUAAGUCACCUUCUUAAUCGAGGCAAGGGCGAGACGAGUAAGAAAUCUCCUUUUGUUCGUCGUGCACAGAUGAUGCGUGUUGUUUUAAUUAGUUAUAGAUCUUGAGGACGUAUUUCAAAGUUAGUUUUAGUAGGAAUAUAAGUUAAACGGGUUUUUUCAAACUUCCUUGUGCUUAUCAUGUCGAUGUGAGAGUCUAUUGCGAGUUCAAUAAAUAGGGCAAUGAUUAUAUUAUAAUGAUAAUAGUACUAAUUAUUCAAUACCUACAACGACAAUCACAUGUCAUUUCGAUACGUUCCAGAAUAAAGAGCCACUAUUAGAUAUAAUAAACUUGGCUAUUCGAAACAUAUUGGGCGGCCUUUAAUCUGUACUUGACUGUAUUAUGAGAUAAGUAGCAUACUUCUAGUAGAAUUCUACCUGGAGAAUGAAACAGGGGUGCAGUACUGAACUAGACUUCGAGGGAAAAAUUAAUUGAGAACUCGAGAGAAAAAGCCAUUCUCUCUUUGUUGAUCGCAACCGAAAAUGACAAUAGAUAUCACGCUACGACACCCAAAAAUAAUUAACAAAUGAAGAAACGUAUGUUAUCAAUUUAUUCAAAGCAAUGGCACAAUGUGAAACAGGUCGUUUGUACACUGUGAUGUAAUAUAUAAUUGUUAUCAUCAAAAUUGGUGCAAACACCUACUAGGAAUAAAUAAGUAAAGCCUUACCUAUCUAGAUAGCCCUAUCCAGGCGUUCGCGGUAGUCUUUACUACGCUGUUGGAUUAAUACUGCUAUCAUCAUUAAUUAUAUUAUUUUUGCACCCAUCGUUUCUUCAUACCACCAAGUCUAUGAUCAUUCUGCCUCUGCAGUCUAUAAUCAUGAACAAUAGUACCUGUUAGUCCUUGGCGUAUUACUAACCAUGUUUAGCAAUGACAGACUGUUGCCCACCAGGAGCCUUCAUCAUACUAUCUCUGUACCGCAGCACUGGCGAGGUGGUACCGCCUUCAUGUACAAAGCGUCUUUCCUUGCGUUUCUUCCACACCUGGCUUGCAUUCUAACAGUGGAUAACCAUAAGCAGUAGUUUUAUAACUUCGUCCACCUUUCUCUCUCUUUCUCUAUCACUAUUUCUAAAUCUCUUACACACCACGCUGAUAUCUGCCGCAUUCAUAUUCCUUUUGCGUGCACAAUAAUUUGUAGACAUUGUAUUGAUUGAACACCUUGAUUCAACCUGACGACUCAUACUCGUCGGCAGCUAUCUGUAUAAUAAGUUCAUAUCUCAAUCAUAUCCAUGCGGUUCAACGUAGUUAAUGCUUGCAUUUAUUCCACUAGUCUUUCUUCGUUUUCCUCUGAUUUCUCCUGAGUCUGUGUAUUUUCUCGGUUUGUUCAUUUUACGCUUCUAUUCACAACGAGAAAUCAUCAGCAUCAUUCGUACAACCGACACACACCUUUUCGUCUUAUCUGAUGAUUACCUUAGAUUAUCUGUUAGCAUUAUCCUUUCUUAUGAGUACGUUGUCACUUAUCGUCGAUUUAUCUCGCCUGCUCACUCAGUACUUUAGCAGUGUCUGGAGCAGUCCUCUCAUGGCUGAGAAGCAACAGUAAUUUAUAAUAUAUAUAUAUAUAUAAUAGUUUUGUCAAAAACCAUACUGACUACACACGAGUCUUCGAAUUCGCCUAAGGAAUAGGUAAUGCAUAUUAAGUAGAUAUGCAAAUAGGCAAAGUGAAUUAAUUUAUUUAUUAUUAUUACUCAUUAAUUUAUAAAAGAUUUUAUAGGAGAUGCCAUCAACCUGGCUAACAAACGCAUGAUCUUGUCGUUGUGCGACUUUAAAUAAUCUCUCUUUAGUCGUCAAAUUUUCCUCAUUUUCAUCUUUCCUUUCAUGAACGUGUGCAUUUAAUACGAGGAUAGGCGCUUUCGGGAAGAAAUGCAUCUUUCUUCGAGUCCUCUUUGUACGCCAAGCGUGCAAUAGCACUGGAUAAACGUCAAAUGCUUCGCAGUUAGCCUGAACGUGCGUUAAGUUGUUAUUAUUAUUGGCCUUCGACAAGUUCUACGAUACUCUGAAGGACAUCUUUAUCGCUAAAGCGAUGCGUCGGUUCCCAUGAAG